UCUCUCUCUCUCUCUCUCUCUCUCUCUCUCUCUCUCUCUCUCUCUGUCUAUCUACCUCUUUCUAUCCCUCUCUCUUAGCUGCUUUUGUGGAAGACGGCUUGCAUGCCAAAGCUGCUUUACUUCAGAAAGUCUUGGAGGUGUAAAAAGGAUCCAACAUAGACUGGAUCCCAUUUUUGUAUCGUUUUUCAAGGACUGCUCAUCCAUGUUUCCUGUUUAUCUGAUGGAUAACCCGAAGAAAACGACACAAUCUGGUACAUAGGUAAAAUAUUUUUCAGUUUGUUUGCAUUGCACCCAGAGGAACUGUUUUAAUCUAAUCUUUUUUAAAUGCACAAUAUGGCACAUCCUAGUCACUCUACGAGUUGCAGAAGUGAGCUCGUGCUCUUCCAGAUUAAUUAGCUGACAGUGGAUCCCAUUAUUAUUAGAUAUUAAGCCCAACCCCAUUUUUUUAUCCACUAUAAACGACUGUUUUUUGUAUCCUGCCAUCUUUCUGUUUAUUUUGAGAGAACCAUGGCUGAUAAAGUCGGCCUCGGAGUUCCACAAAUGGGCUCGCGUUCAUCCAAUUCGCUUCCUCCAGAGCCCAUCGAGAUCAUCCGCACCAAAGCCCGCACCAGAAGAGUGCGGAUCAACGUGGGAGGCCUGAACCAUGAGGUUCUAUGGCGAACUCUGGACCGGCUCCCACGCACACGUCUGGGCAAGCUGCGUGACUGCAACACGCAUGAGUCGCUCAUGGAGGUGUGCGACGAUUACAGCUUAAACGAGAACGAGUAUUUUUUCGACCGGCAUCCGGGCGCUUUCACGAGCAUCCUGAACUUCUAUCGCACUGGGAAGCUGCACAUGAUGGAGGAGAUGUGCGCGCUCUCGUUCGGACAGGAGCUCGAUUACUGGGGUAUCGAUGAGAUUUAUCUGGAGUCGUGCUGCCAGGCGCGCUACCAUCAGAAAAAGGAGCAGAUGAACGAGGAGCUGAGGAGGGAAGCAGAGACACUGCGUGAGAGGGACGGAGAGGGGGAGUUUGACCACUCCUGCUGUCCUGAUAAGAGGAAGAAACUGUGGGAUCUUCUGGAGAAGCCGAGCUCCUCAGUCGCUGCAAAGAUCUUGGCCAUCAUCUCCAUCCUCUUUAUCAUCCUCUCCACUAUCGCCUUGUCCCUGAACACGCUACCUGAGCUCCAGGUGACAGAUGAAUAUGGGCAGGCAAAUGAUAACCCUCAGCUGGCACACAUCGAGGCUGUCUGCAUUGCCUGGUUCACCAUGGAGUACCUGCUGCGCUUCCUUUCUUCACCCAACAAGUGGAAAUUCUUUAAAGGACCUCUAAAUGUGAUUGAUUUGUUAGCCAUCUUACCUUACUACGUCACUAUAUUUCUGACCGAGUCGAACAAGAGCGUGCUGCAGUUCCAGAACGUGCGGCGAGUCGUCCAGAUUUUUCGCAUCAUGAGAAUCUUGAGGAUCCUUAAGCUAGCCAGACAUUCAACCGGACUCCAGUCACUUGGCUUUACGCUCAGGCGGAGCUAUAAUGAGCUCGGCCUGCUCAUACUGUUCUUAGCGAUGGGAAUUAUGAUAUUCUCAAGCUUGGUGUUUUUUGCAGAGAAAGAUGAAGAUGCAACAAAAUUCACGAGUAUACCAGCUUCAUUCUGGUGGGCCACUAUCACCAUGACAACCGUUGGAUAUGGGGAUAUCUAUCCACAGACUCUGCUUGGUAAAAUAGUCGGCGGGCUUUGCUGCAUUGCAGGCGUAUUGGUGAUCGCGUUACCGAUUCCCAUCAUCGUCAAUAACUUCUCCGAGUUCUACAAGGAGCAAAAACGCCAGGAGAAAGCCAUCAAGAGACGAGAGGCAUUAGAAAGAGCCAAGAGAAACGGCAGCAUUGUCUCAAUGAACCUGAAAGAUGCAUUUGCCAGGAGCAUGGAGUUAAUGGACGUUGUGGUGGAGAAGAGUGAAGACAAAGCUUCCUUCGAUAAUCACCUGUCUCCAAAUCGGUGGGGAAUUCCGAAGCGUGCUUCCUCGGAUGCCAGUUUAAGAACGUUUGAUAGAAAGAUGGGAUCACGGGAGUGUUUUAAGAGCUCAAGUCCACAGCACCUUAAUGUGCAGAAACUAGAAGAAAUAUACAACCAGAUGAGCAAGACACGAUCCUUAUCCGAGCUCGACAAAAAUCUGAGUGCUGCUGGGUCAAAGCAGGAUGCACAGAAUGCCAAAUCUAAUCGACAACGGAAUAGACCUGCUUCGGAUAUACCACAAAUGACGGGCAUUGACAACUUUGCGAGCUGCACUGCUGAACUCAGAGGAGCCAACAAGUCUAUCCCUUCUUCUAACACGGCAGCUCAGCUUGAGCAAAAUCAGACUGAAGUGCCUCCACUUUGCUACAAGAACUCAUCAUCAGACACACCCAAAAUCAGUCCAGAAGAGGAUGAACAGUUUGAUUACAGGUCUAAAAACCUAGUUAACCAAGUAGCAUCCAAAGAUGAUGAUGAGUGCGUUGUGGAGAACACCACAAGUUUGGUGAAAAGUGGUACUCCAGUUGAGACAACCUUCCAAAUUAGUCCUGAACGGAGAAGCCAAUUCAAUUACUCACCUAAUCAUGAAAUAAUGUAUAAGAAAGCUAUUGUGGACAACGCAACAUUUUUAAUUCAGAGUGUUAACCCAGACAUGACUGUACAUUUUCUAGGAAAAUCAGAUCCUCUAACACCCCCAAGCACUUCCUCUGCUCAGGAACUCAGCAUCAGUUUUAUGGAAGACAACGACUCACUAAAGCAACAGUGCUCACCACUUUUUGCAGAAUCAGUAACUUUAGCUAGAAUCUCAGAACAAGGACAAAUCGUUUCUCCAAAGCUUCCGGUUGGCGAUUUCCAUCCAAAUGAGACUUUAUCGCUUCUCGAGGAACACGAGCGAGCGUCCACGGAGGAGGACAUUGCUGGCACUUUGGAUCGUUCACCCAAAUUUACUGCACAAAACUGCACUCAGGAUGGAGUAGAUGACAGCGCAGAGGGAAAAACUGAAAGCAACCAAAGUGGACACAAAGUAGAGAAUCACAUGUUUACGCCAGAGAUUCAUCUCAUGCCUGGAGAUGGGGAUAUUUCACAAACUAGCAUGUGAAUCAGUGGAAGGUGGAGAAAAAAGCAUGGAGGUGUAGCAAAAGAUAUUUUUGCAUGGCAUGAAAAUGAAAAGGUCAUUAUAAUUGUGGCAUUGUCUGCAGGAAAACAGUCUUCAUGGGGGAAAAAAAAGCGUAUUUAUUUAAAAAAAAAAAAUUUUACGAUCCUGCUGAUUUAUACAGACUCAAUGACGGACAAGAAAGUGCAGAGAAAGAGCAUGCAUUAAAAACAUAUGUUUACGGUGCUUAGUUUGCUAAAAGCGCUUCACUGUAAAUACACUGAGGACUGAAUGAUGCACACAGACACAGAGGACAAGUGAAACUCAAAUCCAACUUAUUUAUUAAUACCGUGCUUCAAAGACUGAAAAGUUGCAAAACAGCAACGUACUGAAACAUAUCAUUACACAGUAAUGCAAUGUGUACCAUGACAGAGCUGUCUUUUUUUUUUUUUUUUAAGAAUAUUGUCUGUGAUAUAAGCAACAUUUUGACUGGUAAUUUGCAAUUUGAGUUCAUUACAGAUUUAAUGACCAGAAAUGAACGGUCACGCCUGUUCAGAAAUAUUUACACGAGCAGAUUUUCUUACUUAGCCAGCUAGCUAGUUUGGGAUGUCAAUGAAUGUUAUGCUAGCACAUCAGACUGCUAGCAUAAGUCAGAUUUUGAAUGUGAAUGAUCAUGUUUGACAGACAUUUUUUAGCAACACUAAACAUGACCAUGAUAAAUUGUUAAUGUAAUUCUGUACAUCUCACCUGUUCUCAUUUUCCACUCACGUAUGCUAGCUAGCUUUAUAGAUAGCUUCAUUUCUAGUUAUAGCAGCUAGCAUAACGCUGAGCAGGAGAAGUACUGUAAUACUGAACUAGUAGAAAUUUUAAAUAGACACAUGGACAACUUCAAUUAGUUUUAAUAAACUGAACCUUUAUAUGCCGUUAAAAAGUUUGAAUGUAAUCUCACUCACUGCCCACUUUAUUAGGUACACCUGCAGUAUAUUCUUGGAGUUAUACAAUCAGCCAUUCCUGUGGCAGCAGUGCAAUGUAUAUAAAUCACGUAUACACACAUCAAGAGCUUCAGUUAACAUUCAAAUUAAACAGCAGAAUGCAGAGAAGUGGGAUCUCUGUGACUUGGUUUGGGUGUUAGUAUCAGAUGGGCUGGUUUGAGUAUUCUAGAAACGGCUGAUAUGGGAUUUUCACAUACAUCAGUCUCUAGAGUUUAUACAGAAUGGUUCAAAAAAACAUAAAAAAGCAUCCAGUUUGAAGAGGGAUGUCAAAGGAGGAUGGCCAAACUGGCUUGAACUGACACAAAGGCUAUAAAAUGACUCAAGUUACAACUUUGAACAACCAUGAUGAGACCUUGAGCUGGCUCACUGAAAACUUUACAGCUGAAGAUAUGAACACAAUGGCUGUUUUUCUGAUCUUCAGCUGUUCAGUCUGUUUGUCUCUGCGCUCUGUGUAGUCUCCGAGUCCUGUUUUGACUAACAGGAGUGGAAAACCUGACAUGUUUUUUUGUGAAUUUUCGAUGCUUUUCUGCUCAUCACGGUUGUAAAGAGUGAUAAAUUAACUUCCCAGUCUUGAUUUAACUCUGAUCUCUCUACUGAUCAUUCUGUUUUAUCCUUGUUUUUUGUUUUUCACACCAUUCUGGGUAAAUUCUAGAGACUGUUGUGUGUGAAAAUCCCAAGAAAACCCAACUGUUGAGCAAAUUCAAACAAAGUCAAAGUAUCAUUUUGCGCAUCAUUGCAAACCUUAUUUUGAUCCUGGACACAGUUUUGCCAGAACUUCGUGCCAAGUUAAAGCGGUGUCAAGCUGUUUUAAUGAAUUUUUUAGAUGUAUUAUGGUGCUCGA
This is a messenger RNA of Tachysurus vachellii, 4908 nucleotides long. RefSeq names its product potassium voltage-gated channel subfamily B member 2b (gene kcnb2b). The transcript has 3 exons. Gene Ontology annotation, cellular component: voltage-gated potassium channel complex; membrane. Bases 508 to 3081 code for a protein of 857 amino acids. The record is from RefSeq and is a predicted model, not a curated record. Gene Ontology annotation, biological process: protein homooligomerization; potassium ion transmembrane transport. Gene Ontology annotation, molecular function: protein binding; delayed rectifier potassium channel activity. NCBI's taxonomy places the organism in Eukaryota, Metazoa, Chordata, Actinopteri, Siluriformes, Bagridae.